GUUCCGAGGUGAAGCGGCUCGCAGCGCUCGGGUGUUUCCGUCAGGACUCGGCAGCGAGCCGCCGUGGAUGUGGGAAUGCGGUUGCCGGAGGCUGUGGGCAUUGGUGGACGCUCGGCGGAGAUGUGUGCACGGCGGCAGGAGCCCUCAGUGGCCGGAUGUCGUCCGAGUUAACGGGCUGCUUCUGGGAUGUCGGACGGCCAGUGCGGCGAUCAGGGCGGCUGGGCGUGUUUCUAUCGGGGAUCUUCUGCCUUGUAGGGGGGACGAGAGCGCAGCCAGGAAGGAUUCCCCUACACCAUGGAGCUGCGCACUGCAGGCAGCGUGAGUACAGCGGCAGACGGCCGGGGAGCCUCCGGGGAGCGGGCUCAUCCCCGCUGGAACCACUCGUCAACUUUUUAGCGACCAAUUUCACUGAAGGCCGCGGCACAUUGUAGCGGAGUGUCGCUCAGGUGCGCCAACAAUAUUCCCGCUAAUUGAUGAUUAACUACUUAACGUCGGGAGACACCUGCGGACCGUCGGAGCUCUGAGCGCCGCGUCUCAUCGUCGGAUUAAUUUCUCAGGAUUUUCCGGCGCCUUUUGUUGCUACGGCGGUUGCUACGGACGACCAGCGAGUCCGAAGUCGUAAACAGACGGACUGACGGUGAAAUAGAAAGGGCACUCAAGUGGUGUCUACGAAUUUCAGUGUGAAAGGUGACGGUGAAAUGAAAUGCAAAACGCCUGACCCUCAACUGUAAACCUUUUCCUGGUGCUGCUGCACAUCGAUGUGACGAUACAUAACAAGUUGUGGAGUUUGUGAAGCCGACAGCAACAUCAUGUUCUACGGUUCUUCGUCGGGGGCCAGUAUGUCCCUCCCAUCCAAGAGCCGCCUGAAACGCCAGAGCAAGACCUUCACACAGGUCCUGUACCGAACUCUGAGCUACAGAGAUCGUGUCCCAGCAGAAAGUGGAACCAACACCCGAGGCGACCGGCGCUCCACCACUGAGCCUCCCGAGCGACCGGCAGACGACCCGGCUGAACUCUCCACGCAGAGCUCAGCCCCCGGGGUGCUGAAGAUCUUUGGAGAUGAAAUCUGUGCAGGUGCCAACUACAAGAGCGUCCUGGCCACGCCUCGAUCCAGUGCCCAGGAGCUGGUGAAGGAGGCCCUGGAGCGCUACUCACUUAAUAAGGACGCUGCCCACUGCUACGUCCUGUGCGACGUGAUCGGACGCCUGGAGGAGGGAGAUGGCAUCGGAGGAGGGGGGUGGCGGACUGAGUGCCUGCGAGCGCUCGGGGACAACGAGAAGCCGCUGUUGCUCCAAGAACUGUGGAAGCCCCGAGAAGGACACGCUCGCAGGUUUGAGCUGCGCAGGAGGGCAGAGGUGGAGGAACUGAACGCCAAGGACAAGGACACCAUCACUGCUGGGCCCAAAACCCCCCAGUUCCUGGCAGCUCUAAUGGGUCGGUCCGGGCUGGGCAAACACAGGAACUCCCCCCUGCGGUGCGGUCGAGUGGUACAGUCUGGCUCUAAAGAUAUUAAUGCCCAGGCUCGUAAGCUCCAGAGGAACAGAGCAAAGGGGACUCUGACUCUGCCCCGUUCCAGCAACUCAUCCUUCAGUCGCAGCCUCAGUGAGACCAGCCUCAAUCAGCUUGGGGUGGGAGAGGAGCCCAAGCGUUAUUACUCCACGCUGCCGGGACCUUUCAGGGGCCGAGAACGUGAGAUGGCAAGCAGCGGCCGGAGGAAGGAGGAGGGGAGUCAGGGGGGAGGAGGGGUGAGGCACUCUCUGUACCAGUCCCCCCAUCUUCUGCUGCUACAGGGCUUCAAUCGACAGGACUGCCUGGUUUACCUGCUGAACAGAGAGCAGCACACAGUCGGUCAGGAGACUCCCUCAGCUCGGCCCAACAUCUGCCUCUUCUCUCCGGACAUCCUGCCUCUCCACUGCCGGUUGCGUCGCGUCCCGACUGCCCGUCGCCACGCCGUCAACAGCAUCACCAAGGGAGAGGAGCUGCAAGAGAGUCAGCGAUCCUGCGUGGCUGUGGAGCCCGUGCUCAACGCCACGGUCCUCGUCAAUUUUUCCCGCUGUGAGCGCUCCACCACUCUGCGACACGGCGACCUCCUCUCCUUCGGAGCUCAUUACAUUUUCCUGUACAAGGACCCCACGGGUGCUAAGCCUCUGCCGGCCCAAACCCUGGCACGUCUUCGCACGCUGGGGCAGUUGUACGAUUCCGGGCUGGAGGAGGCCGAUGGCGGAGCUCGGACCUGUAAGAUGUGCGGAUCUGUGCUGAAGGACAGAACAACGCAGGUGCUGAGCGCCCCGGCGGUCAGACGCACCUUCAAACCUCACCUGGUGAAGCCUCGCAGCGUAGGGACGAUGUCAGGAGGGCCGCCAACGCUGUCUGGAGGUGAUGGAGGAGGUAGAGGUCAUAAAAGGAGGCUGCAGCUGGAGUUUGACCAGGCACACGAAGACCAGCUGUUGAACAGGAUUGUGUCUCUCAUAGAACCUGGAGGAGAUGACCACAAGCUGACGCCUGCCUACCUGCUGUGCAUGUGUAUACAACACUCCGCCUCGACCUUCCCACCGGGGAGUUUUGGAAAACUCCUGCUCAAGAUCGUCCGACGGAUCCAGACCAUCGCUUGGGAGAAGACAAAGGAGCUGGCUCAGAAGCAAGCUCAGCAUCAGGACCCGGCCUCCCUGUCCCUGCUCAGCAUCUCAGACUUGGUUCCAGACCUGCAGACCAUCUUCUUCUGGAUGUCCAACUCCAUAGAGAUCCUUUACUUCAUACAACAGAGAGCACCAGCGUACACACACAGCAUAGAGACACUGCAAGGGUCAAAGGAGUCGUUGCUAUCGGCGACCAUAUCAGCCAAUGAGGAGGCCAUGACUAUCUUGGAGGAAGUGAUCAUGUACACGUUCCAACAGUGUGUCUACUAUAUCACCAAGGCUCUUUAUGUGGUGUUGCCAGGUUUGUUGGACUGUAAUCCAUUCCCGGUCGACAGCUCUGAGCCGUGCUGGAAAGGAGGUGUCGGGUUUCCUGAGCCAGUGCGCCGGGUGCUGCAGGUGUUUCAGAACGCUCAGGAGCUUCUCCACAGUUACCAGGUCCACCCCGAGAUCCAGGCUCAGAUGUUUGCGUACCUCUUCUUCUUCUCCAACGUGUCGCUGUUUAACCAGCUGAUGGACAAAGGUCCAUCCCGGGGUUGGUUCCAGCGCUCCAAGGUGCUGCAGAUCCAGGCGUGUUUGCGGAUGGUCAUGGAGUGGGCAGGCAGGUCUGGGCUAGGACAUCUGGUCGACAAAUUCUUCACCAAACUCAACAGCACUGUGUCCAUAUUGGCCACGCCCCCUCAGCAGCUCACACAGGCAGGUUGGCGAGCGUUGUCUAGUGAACACCCAACGCUGAAACCGGUGCAGCUCCACAGGAUUCUGACUCAGUACCAGCUCACAGCAGAGAUAAGCUCCGUCCCAGUGUGGCAACCCAGCAGUGAGGACGAGGCAUAUAUAUACAGAACAGUCGACCUCCUGGAGAGCUUUGAGAACCAUCCUCCCAUUGUCCUGCCCAGCGCCGGCUUCAGAGUGGACCUGGACAGUGAAUGUGUGGAGGACAGUAUCUACAGGCAGCUGCUCUACGUCCGGCACUACCUGUGGGGGCUACGCACCAAGACACAAACACAAAGCAGCACACACUCCAAUGGAACCAACACAGCUGACUGGCCCGAUGUUCAGAGGGAGUUGCUGCCUCCGACCCACAGCAGCCCUCGUUCUGGGGCUCCAGGGGAUGAAGUGACCUCGGACCCAGCAGAGGAGCGAGGCUGGGACAGACCCUUGGGCCAAUCCCACACCCACAGCCUGAGGAGGAACGGCGGGGUUCACCACCCUCGGACGGUGAACCCGGAUCCAUCCUGCCUCCUCACCCCUCCCAACACCCCCUUGUACCCAGAGGCAGGAGGAGGAUCUGGGCCCGUCAUCAGCACCAACGUCCAGACCAAUGGCUGCACCGGCAGAACCGUGGCAGAAUGUAAAAAGACCAAUGGACUCAUUACGAACGGACUGGAGGGGUGUAUUAGUGGGUGUGAGUUUCCUUUCCCUGUAUCCUCCCCUGGCGCCCCUUCCCUUCCUGAUGACUUGUGUGUGGUGUUUGUAGUGGAACUGGACAAGGGACCGUACGGACUGGGGAUGGGACUCAUAGACGGCCUGCACACUCCUCUCAACGCUCCGGGUAUUUACAUCCGCACUCUAAUCCCAGACGGGCCGGCGGCGUCUGACGGCAGGUUGCGGAUCGGAGACCGAAUCCUUGCUGUGAACGGGACCAGUCUGAUCGGUGCAGACUAUCAAAGCGCGGUGGAUCUGAUUCGUCUGGGAGGAGGUCGCCUUCGUUUCCUGGUGGCCAAGUCGGACCCCGAAGUCUCAGAGAAGAUCAGUGCCUCCUCCUGCUGACCACCUCCACGACCCAGCAGAGACACACAACACAACAAGAAACAACUUGACAUGACAGAGGGCUGAACUACAAAGCCAGUUCAAUAUAUCCAGACUUUCUUUGUGUAAGUCGGUUCGGCAAAACUAAAACCUCAGAGUUAACAGGUAUCAUGAAGGUGGUUUUCAAUUUUCUUUAACUCAAACUUUCUGCUUCAAACUCUGUUCACACAAAAGGAGAAGUUUAACACGUCAUGUGACUCUUCUUCCAGUAAAUGAAGCCAUCAGCUGCAGCUGUGUCAGUCUUUUAAUAAGGAACAAUGAGGAAUAUAAAAAUGUAUGACAGUAAAAAGCUGCUCAUGGAAAUAAUGCAGGACAGGAAUGCUGGUACAAAACUGUUAAAUGUAGCUUAAUAUAUGUACUUUAUUCAUCAGUGCAGCUGAUUAUUUCUGACAGCUGCACAGUUAAACUUUAAACUUCAUAUAUUUAAACAUGAUAUUGUAUUGAAGUGCAUUUAGGUCUGACACUGUCCAAUAAUGCAUGAAAUCACUUUAAUUUGUGGUCAAAUCAAAAUUAAUAUUACUGAUUGAAUAUUCUCUGUAAUAAAUACUAAUAAUCAAUGUUCCAAUCAGUGCUCUAUCAGCUGCAGAACCAGCAGAGUAAACGGAUCAAACAUAAAAACAUAUUUAUGCAAUUUCUGCAUCACCAACUAAAUGUAGGUUUCCAUGGCAACACGAUGCAUACAGUGUGUGAUACUGUAACUACAUGGCUUCAUUCAGUGGUUUUAGUAACGUACAGAUCAACAGGUUUACAGAUUAAACAUUUUCCCUCAGCUGAAAAUCUGUAUCGCUUAUAAAUAAUCAUCAGGAAACGCUUCGGUUAAAGGGAGACACUUCUUACAGCCGAUUUAAAUCCAAAACUGAACAGAACCUGGACCAGGUUUGCUCCACAGCAUCAGUUACCAUGGAGAUCUAGCAGGUAAAAAGAGAGCGACACCUUCAUGAUACUGAAAACCCUGACUUUUGGCUCAACUUACCUGCAAACACACUAAUGUCACUCAUAGCCCUCAGAUACAGAUGUGCAUUGAUAACCAGGGAACACACACCACAUGAAAUAUGAAUGUCAAACCUACCGCCAGCACAGCACAAAGCCAAGCAAUCAAAUGGAGAUGACACUCAGUGACUCCACUCCACAGCUGCCAGACCUGCUUCCCUCCUGCUGGCUCCUACUGGGUUUGUGUAACAGACAGAAUCUGAAACCUGCUGCGACAUCAAAGGCAAGGAAAGUUGCCUCAUUAAUCAGCAUCUGAGUUGCUCGAGGUCUCACCAGCCCGUGUGCAGUGUGAUAUGGUUUUCAAGCACAGUAGUCUCAUAAACCGAGCCUUGCAGCAUGUGUGACUUUACCCGUCUGUGUUUUAGAAUCAUUUGUUAGUAACUCCAUAUGUAAAUAGCAUGGUGAACUAGCUACCAAACUCUCAGACGAAGGGACAGUUGGACUGAAACUGAUGCACUUCGCAGGUUUAAAGGCAUUUGAGCAGAGCCACAGUGGAACAUUUUAUAAACCCGUUUGUUAGCGACUACAGCUGUCCACUUUGCAGAUGAAACUUCUGUGAAUGAAUGUUGACGUUUGCACUGGAGAGUGGAUGGAAAAGACAAGAACUCUCCCACAUCACAUUUCACCUCAUCGCCGGAUUUUACCUCCGCUGGAAAAAAAAGAACUCUUUACACUCAAAUUGGGCAUGUAGCUGCUGUUGUUUAUUAUUUACCAUCAACAUCAAAACAGCAGGCUUCACUCCAGAUGCACAGUCCUGGUUGUGUACAAACUGCAGUGUAAAUAGUUGUAAAUAUUUACCUCUGUCUCACAUUGUUUGGACUGUACAAAGAGAAACCGAUUUGGGAUCUACUCUGUGUUUUUUUGCUGAAAUACAUUCAGACAGUUAAAUGGAGAGACAUGUAGUUAUGGGUUGUGUACUUUGCCCCCCUCCCCCUAAAUUGUGUAUUUAUUUCAAGUUCUAUGAUUGAGAGCACAAGAUGGUUUGUGCAGGAAUGAAUUGCAAAAUAUAAGGUUGCUGGAAGCUUAAAUGGUUGGUUUGCCCAAUUUCCAAAACCAAAUGUAAUUUAUUUGUGCACAUUGUAUUAGUCUGCAGUUUCUGUCACCAAGCAAAUGCACUGAAGAAAGCAGGUUCAGCUGUAAAAGUGGCUUAAUUAAUCUACCAGCUCCAAUCAGGAAAAAUGCCCAAAGAUUUAGGAUAAUGAGAAAAUUAACAAACUCUUUGAUCCGUUAAGCCAGAACCAGCGAAUAUUUGCCAUUUUCACUUAAAAUGAUUUAUUUUUAACUGAUUAAUUCUUUCUGCAAUUGGACCUCAUUUCAGUUUCUACAUUCACACAUUGUUAAAAAAAAAAAAGAAAAAAAAUCUGCUCCGUUUUACUCUCGACUUAUGAUUCGGUUCAUUUACCUUCAACAUUUGUGUGACCUCAUGCAUGUUUAUUCUUCUCUGGUCAUUAUUUAUACUGGUGAUGAAGAAUGAUUGGUAUUUAAGAAUAAAGAUUGUUGGAUA
This is a messenger RNA of Amphiprion ocellaris (clown anemonefish), 6936 nucleotides long. It is a transcript of the gene radil, whose product is annotated as Ras association and DIL domains. NCBI's taxonomy places the organism in Eukaryota, Metazoa, Chordata, Actinopteri, Pomacentridae. Gene Ontology annotation, molecular function: GTPase binding. The record is from RefSeq and is a predicted model, not a curated record. Gene Ontology annotation, cellular component: microtubule. Gene Ontology annotation, biological process: neural crest cell migration; signal transduction; substrate adhesion-dependent cell spreading. The transcript has 21 exons. Bases 810 to 4403 code for a protein of 1197 amino acids.